Molecule: messenger RNA, 2742 nt
Organism: Verticillium dahliae VdLs.17
Lineage: Eukaryota; Fungi; Ascomycota; Sordariomycetes; Glomerellales; Plectosphaerellaceae
Product: histone-lysine N-methyltransferase
Exons: 4
Coding region: 1-2742 (913 amino acids)
Biological process (GO): regulation of DNA-templated transcription
Cellular component (GO): chromatin; nucleus; chromosome
Molecular function (GO): protein binding; histone H3K36 methyltransferase activity
Source: RefSeq, a predicted model, not a curated record
AUGGAGGAACUCAAGACAGAAGAUGGAACUGUCAAUGGGUUGAAUGUCAAGAAAGAAGAAGGAUCCUCCCCCCACGGUCACAAGCUUGCGUCGCGCAACUCUAGUCGCCGCCGGUCAUCUAGCAGAACCCCCGUUGAGACAAAAAAUGGCACAGAAGGCGUGUCCACGCCCGAGGCCACGCAGGGCUCCAAGUCUUCGCGCAAGGCGUCCCAGAAAGUGGCCAAGCAGGAGGCUCCGACCUUUGAGCAUUACCCAGACAUGACCGACGAUGCUUGUGCCACGUUCCAACGUAUUCCUGAUUGUCUCUACGGCUCAAAGCACAUGGGGUCCACGGACAAUGACGCCCUGGACUGCGACUGCCGUGAAGAAUGGCAAAAUGGCGAGAACCACUCGUGCGACGAGGAUUCCGACUGCAUCAACCGCGCCACCAAGAUGGAGUGUGUUAUGGGCGCGGGGAACUGCGGCGACGGGUGCCAGAACCAGCGGUUUCAGCGCAAGGCUUACGCGGAUGUUUCCGUGAUCAAGACGGAGAAGAAGGGCUUCGGCCUUCGCGCCAAUGUCGAUAUGCAGGCGAAUGACUUCAUCUUUGAGUACAUCGGUGAGGUCAUCAAUGAACCCACCUUUCGACGCCGCAUGGUGCAGUACGAUGACGAAGGCAUCAAGCAUUUCUACUUCAUGUCCCUAACGAAGCACGAGUUCGUGGAUGCCACUAAGAAGGGCAACCUGGGAAGGUUCUGCAACCACUCCUGCAAUCCCAACUGCUAUGUCGACAAGUGGGUUGUCGGCGACAAGCUGCGUAUGGGCAUCUUCACCCUGCGGGGGAUUGCUGCUGGUGAGGAGCUCGUCUUCAACUACAACGUCGACCGAUACGGCGCUGAUCCUCAACCGUGCUACUGCGGCGAGCCGAACUGCACUGGGUAUAUCGGCGGCAAGACCCAGACGGAGCGAGCUACGAAGCUACCCCUGGCGACGGUGGAGGCCCUCGGCAUCGACGAUGGCGACAGCUGGGAUACGGCCGUGGCCAAGAAGCAGCGCAAGAAGAAGCCCGAGGAAGAUGACGAGGACUACGUUAACAGCGUGCAAGCUCGUGGCCUGGACGAGGAGGGUGCAAGGAAAGUCAUGGCCUCGCUCAUGCAGUGCAAGGAAAAGUGGAUUGCCGUCAAGCUGCUGGAACGUAUUCAGCGCUGCGACGACAAGCAGGUGCUCAACUGCGUCAUGCGCAUGCACGCGUACCAGAUUCUGCGGACGACGCUCAAUACCUUCAUCGACGACAAGAAUGUUGUUGCUCAGGUGCUGGAUAUUCUCGACAAAUUCCCGCGUCUCACGCGCAACAAGAUUCAGGAUUCCAAGAUCGAAGCGACGAUUGAGACUCUGGCCCACUCGGAGGAUCCUGUCGUGGCAGCCGAGUCCAGGCGACUUCUGGAAGAAUGGAGCAAGCUCGAGGUUGCGUACCGCAUCAGGCGGCGCAAGGUGGACCCCAAGGCACCGGCCGCCAUAAACUCCUUCGAGGAGCGCCGUAACAUUGACCGCGAAGAGGACCGGUCCAAGCCGGAGCCUGUUGUACUGGGUGCCGACGUCCCCAAGGGUCCGCGCAGCACGAUCCCCCAGAGGAACCAGAACUUCUUCCAGAGCAAUCGGCCGCCGCGGAGACAUCCUGCGUACUUUCAGCAGCAGCAAGGCGCCCUGCCCGAGGGCUGGUUCGAGAACACGGACAAGCGUGGAAACGUCUACUUUUAUACGAAGAGCGGUGAUACCACGUGGCAGCGUCCCAGCAAGCCCGCGCCGGACGCACCCAAGGCCAUUUCAAAGGCCAAACAGGAACAGCAGCUCCUGCAGAGCAUCAUCCAGCAGGUCACAAAGGAAACACCCAAGUCGUCGGCAUCGCGCACUCCGCAGCAGGUGGACACGCCUGUCCAGGACCCGAAGAAGGAGAAGUGGCGUUCUCUGCCAAUCGAGAAGCAAAUGAAAAUUUACGAGAACACUCUUUUCCCGCACGUCAAGUAUGUCCUUGACAAGUACCGCCACAAGCUGCCCAAGGAGGAAUUGAAGAGGCUCGGCAAAGAAGUCAACAAGACGCUUGUUUCCUCGGAUUACCGUAAGAAUCGCGUCGAGGACCCCACGGUCGCCAUCAAUCACAAGAAGGUCAAGACGAUCAAGCAGUACGUCAAGGACUUUCUUGACCGCGCUCUCAUCAAAUUCAAGGAGCGCCAGAGCAAGAAGUCCGAGCGGACCGGGCAGACACUCCCUUCCUCUGUGUUGCCAAUCGACGCUGAUGAUGAUGUGGUUCUUUCCGACGUUGACGAUGUUGAGACUGCGUCGGCUAGCAGUCUUGAGCGGAAGCGAAAGCGAGAGCAGCUCGAUGCUGGCUCUCCUGACUUGACGCCAGCCGGCUCACCUUCUGCGAAACGUGUCAAAGAGGACGACCUAGAUGAUCAGGCGCCGCCACCUCCGCCGCCACCUCCCCCAGAGGCCGAGGACAUGGAGAUUGGCGUCGAUGCUGAAGCUGUAGAGCAGCAGCCCCUGACUGCUGAGCAACUGGCGCUGCGUGAGCAAGAAGAAGCCCUGAUGCGAGAGAACGAGGAGGCCGAGCGCCUCGAGGCGGCUGAAAGGAACAGCUCGGCCAACGGUGCCGCUCGUCUCGAGGAGCAGCACCUGGUGCUCAACGGACACGCGCCUAAUAGCGGCGUCAUUCUAUCGGGCGAUGCCGCGCCCAACGACGGACCGCCUCAGGGCGGUGCUUGA